AAACAGCAAAAAGAAAGCAAACUUAGAUACAUAGAUCGAGAAACAGGAUAUGGGAAGGUCUCCUUGUUGUGACGAAAAUGGCCUCAAGAAAGGACCCUGGACUUCUGAAGAAGAUGAAAAGCUUGUCCAAUACAUCCAGAAACAUGGCCAUGGAAGUUGGAGAGCCCUCCCUAAGCUUGCAGGUCUUAACAGAUGUGGCAAGAGCUGUCGGUUAAGAUGGACAAAUUACUUGAGGCCGGACAUCAAGAGAGGGAAGUUUUCUCAAGACGAGGAGCAGACAAUUUUACACCUCCAUUCUGUCCUGGGAAACAAAUGGUCAGCUAUUGCGACGCACCUACCAGGCCGGACUGACAAUGAAAUCAAGAAUUUCUGGAACACACAUUUGAAGAAGAAGCUGAUUCAGAUGGGUUUUGAUCCAAUGACCCACCAACCAAGAACCGACCUCUUUUCCAGCUUGCCACACCUCUUAGCCCUUGCUAACCUUGGAGACCUGAUGGAGCACCACCCAUUUGAUGAAAAUGCUGUGAGAUUACAGGCAGAAGCUGUCCAGUUGGUCAAGCUUCAAUACUUGCAGUAUCUUCUCCAAUCCGCUGCCAACAUCACAGACAGGGAGACUAAUAUCAAUUUGUUGAAUUCAAGUAAUCCUGCUAUCAAACAAAAACCAGUUUUAAAUUCAUUACAAGCGGAGAAUCCAGCAACAUUUUCUCUUGGAAAUGAUACCACUCAACCACUCCACCACCCAAGCUUAUUAUCUCACCUGUCUUCAGACCCACAAGUCCCUUUCGGUUUUCAAACAUCUUUCAAUAGUCAAGGAGAUAUUAACCCACCUGAAGACUCUUCAUGGUUAUCCCCAUUUCCCACCACUUCUUCUCUUCUUUCAACCAUUAUCGAGGAGACGUCGAUAAGCAACCUCGGAGAUGCUACUAGCAGCACCUCUAGCUAUGGAGGAGGAGCUUCUUCAGGCUGGCCUGAACUAUUUUUUGACGACCAUAUUAUGCAGGAGAUUCUUAGUUAAUUAUUUCAGUUUUCGGGAGAUUUGGAGUUGCAUCACCGUGUAUGUUUGCUGUUACGUACUGUUUACUCUCGCUACAAACACUUAUUGCAUGUAUAUAGCACAUCAACCUCAUGCGUGCUCGAGUACGUGUAUGUUAUAUAUGCAUUUAUAUGACACUCAUAUAAUACGUAUUAUCUAUAUAGUCUGUGGAUAAAUAAAACAUGUUUUAUGGUUUUUA
Messenger RNA from Corylus avellana, 1232 nucleotides. RefSeq names its product myb domain protein 93 (gene MYB93). Lineage: Eukaryota; Viridiplantae; Streptophyta; Magnoliopsida; Fagales; Betulaceae. The record is from RefSeq and is a predicted model, not a curated record.